AUGGCUACCGACAAAGAAUUUAGAAAAAGUCUUCAUGACAUUAUUAUUAAACAAAUAUCUCGAAAUAAUCAACCUGAGGAUGCAUAUAAGUGCAUUGAUACUUUAAACAAAGUUGUAGGAAAUAUAAUUAAAUCUCCACAUGAUGAAACAAAACGUAAACUUAAAGAAAGUAAUAAAAUUGUACAUUCCACCAUACGGGAAGUUGAUGGAGGUUUUGAAUUUCUUAUUAAGAUUGGGUUUAAGGCCAAAGUUGUUGAUUUUCAAAAAUCUUUUAUUCUUGAAAUCCCAAGAAAUAAUGAUACAUCACAAUUGACGAAACAAUUAGAAAAUUUAGAAAUUGCUCGUGAAUUAUUAGAAGACUUUUUGCAGAAAGUCAAAGAACGUAUUGAGUUAAAAGAACGUGCAAGAGUUAGGGAUAAGGUAGCAGAAGAAUCUCGAAGAAAAAUCGCCUUGAGUAAAAUUGAAGAAGAUAGAGAAAGACUCGCAGCCGAACAGGAAAGACUUAAACGAAACAGAAAAUUUCAAAAAGAGCAACAACAAAAGAAAACUGAGGAACAGCUACAGUUAUCAACAACGGAACAACCAUCCCAGCAAGAGGAUCAUUUACUAUCCCAACAAGAGGAGCAUUUAUUAUCCCAACAAGAGGAACAUUUACUAUCUCAACAAGAGGAAUAUUCCUAUCGUCCCUAUCAUUCGUCACAUUUUCGUCAAAGAUUUAAAGAUCAAGACGAUCAGAAUCCUAGUCGUUGA
This is a messenger RNA of Racocetra persica, 750 nucleotides long. The record is from the annotation of a GenBank genome assembly. Lineage: Eukaryota; Fungi; Glomeromycota; Glomeromycetes; Diversisporales; Gigasporaceae.